Molecule: messenger RNA, 3542 nt
Organism: Megalops cyprinoides (Indo-Pacific tarpon)
Lineage: Eukaryota; Metazoa; Chordata; Actinopteri; Elopiformes; Megalopidae
Gene: cntn3b
Product: contactin 3b
Exons: 23
Coding region: 150-3236 (1028 amino acids)
Biological process (GO): cell-cell adhesion; brain development
Molecular function (GO): cell-cell adhesion mediator activity
Source: RefSeq, a predicted model, not a curated record
ACCAACUCAAAGCUUGGACCUCUAAUUUAAUGAAAAGGGAGGAAAACAGCAUUUCACUAAGCAGUUGAUUAAGAGUCUUGUAUUCAAGGGAAAAGCAUUCCAUUCACAAGCAAUUGGAUGAGAGUCUUAUUUGCCCUUGGCAACUGAAGAUGAUGUUACUAUGGAAACGACUUGUGCUGCUAUCAAUCAUUGGCUGCCUCGCAGCUUUUGCAGAGGAAGUAAUGUUCAAUGGCCCAAGCUGGAAGACAGAACCCAGUGACCUGAUUCUCCCCAUCGAUUCCCCAGACCAAGAGACCACAAUAACGUGUGAGGCAAUGGGGGCACCCCCACCACAGUACAGAUGGUCCCUAAACGGAACGCUCAUUGAUUUCGGAAGUGACUACCGGCGUCGCUUGUCUGGGGGCAACCUGAUCAUUAACGGUCUGGACAGAAACCAAGACAUGGGGAUAUAUCAGUGCACUGCUUUCAACACACGGGGCACCAUUCUUAGCAGGAAAGCAAGCCUGCAGUUUGCAUACAUAGAGAAUUUCAAAACCCAAACGAGGAGUGCUGUCUCAGUUCGAGAGGGGCAAGGGGUCGUUUUGUUAUGUGGACCACCUAUGCAUUCUGGAGAACUUACUUUUGCGUGGGUCUUCAACGAAUACCCGUAUUUUGUCCAACAAGACAGUCGCCGCUUUGUGUCUCAGGAAACGGGGAAUCUAUACAUCGCUAAAGUGGAGCCCUCGGAUGUGGGCAACUACACCUGCGUGGUGAUCAACACCAUCACAAAGGAAAAAGUCCUGAGCUCCCCCACUCCUCUAGUUCUGAGGACAGACGGAGCAAUGGGCGAAUAUGAGCCUAAAAUAGAAGUUCACUUCCCAGACACUGUUCCAGCUGCGAAAGGGUCGGUUGUUAAACUGGAGUGCUUCGCUCUGGGAAACCCAGUCCCGCAAAUAACCUGGAAAAGAACAAACAGCGUUCCAUUUCCGGGAAAAGUCAAAAUGAGGAAAUCCAACGCUGUCCUGGAAAUCCCUAGUUUUCAACAGGAAGACACAGGGACUUACGAGUGCACAGCAGAGAACAGCAGGGGCAAGAACACCGCACGUGGUCGUCUUGCCUUCCAUGCAAAACCCCAUUGGACCCAGACUAUGAGAAACACAGCCCUGUCAAUAGAGGAGAGCCUUUUCUGGGAGUGCAAAGCCAAUGGGAAACCAAAACCUUCAUACAGCUGGAUGAAGAAUGGGGAGGUCUUGCUCACAGAGGGUCGAGUGCAAAUCGAAAAUGGAGCUCUCUCAAUAUCAGCUUUAAACCUGUCAGAUGCUGGGAUGUAUCAAUGUGUGGCUGAGAACAAGCAUGGCAUUAUAUAUUCCAGUGCUGAGCUAAUGGUGUUAGCUUCACCACCUAGUUUUUCGAAGAAUCCACUAAGGUCCUUACUAAAGGCGCGCUCAGGAAGUGAAGUCACCCUUGAGUGCAAGCCGCAAGCAUCACCUCAAGCAAUUAGCCUUUGGAAGAAAGGCCAGGAGAUUGUACGCAGAAACGAAAGGAUUGAUCUCCUUCCUGAUGGAACACUGAGAAUCACCAAUGUGACCAGGAAGGAUGGGGGGAGCUAUACCUGUGUAGCCCGGAACCAGUUUGGGACUGCAAGCACAACUGGAAGACUGCUAAUCACAGAACCCACGAGGAUCAUCCAAGGCCCAACCAACAUGGAGAUCAUUGUGGGGGAGAGCAUCGUGCUGCCCUGCCAGAUCGCCUGUGACCCGGCCCUCGACGUCUCCUUCUCCUGGGCUUUCAACGGACAGCUCAUCGACUUCCAUAGGGACAGUGAUCAUUUUGAGAGAGUGGGAGGGAAUAUAGCAGGGGAUCUGAUGAUUAGAAACAUCCAGCUGAAUCACGGUGGAAAGUAUGUCUGCAUUGUGGAUACAGAUGUGGAAAGCUUGUCAGCUGCUGCAAUCUUGAUUGUUAAAGGUCCUCCAGGCCCUCCGGACAGCGUAGCAGUGGAGGAGAUCACAGACAGCACUGCUCAGCUAUCCUGGAGUCCUGGCAGAGAUAAUGGCAGCCCCAUCACUGGCUACAUCAUUCAGGCGAGGACUCCCUUCACUGUGGGCUGGCAGGCAGUCGAUACAGUUCCUGAGGCAAUAGAUGGCAACACACUGACAGCAACUGUGGUGGAUCUGAAUGCCUGGGUGGAGUAUGAGUUCCGUGUGGUGGCCAGAAAUAGCGUAGGCAUGGGAGAACCCAGCCCUGCCUCCAUUAAGACCAGGACUGAGGAUGCUGUCCCUGAUACAGCUCCCACGGAUGUCGGAGGCGGGGGUGGCACCAAAUCAGAAUUAGUAAUAACAUGGGAGCCGGUGCCAGAGGAGCUUCAGAACGGCGAGGGCUUCGGGUACAUCAUUGCCUUCCGUCCCCUGGGCGCAGUCACCUGGACGCGUGCUGUCAUAUCAACCCCCGGAGUGGCCCGCUAUGUUUUUCGAAAUGACAGCAUCCCACCGUUCUCUCCUUUCGACGUUAAGGUCGGAGCUUACAAUAACAAAGGAGAAGGGCCCUUCAGCACAAUAGCCACUGUGUUUUCAGCAGAGGAGGUGCCAAGCGCUGCGCCUGAGAGAGUUGUGGCCAGAAGUAUUUCUGCAUCGCAAAUUGAAGUAAUCUGGGCAGCCCUGCCUCCCAUUCCUGAAAGGGUCCUUGGAUAUGAGGUGGUGUAUUGGGAAGAUGACACCAAGCCCGAAACAGUGGGGAAAGUGAGAAUAUCUGGAAAUUACACCUCUCUUAAUGUCAGUGGCCUGAAAGGAAACAGUCAGUAUUACUUAUCCGUGAGUGCUUUUAACACCGCUGGAACAGGCCCACAGUCUCUGACUGUCAACGCCACCACCAAAAAGCCACCCCCGGGGCAGCCCCCCAUGAACAUAGAGUGGACUCUGAUUGGCUCCCAGCUCACCCUUCAUUGGGACCCUGUGACAGCCUUGGAGACAGAGUCAGAGGUCACCGGGUAUCAAGUGUCGUACAGAAGACAGCGGUACAAUGACGUGAAUACAAUCACAACCAAUAAAACAACAGCAGAACUGACCCUCUCUGCCAACGAUGACUAUCUCAUUCAAGUCAAGGCCUUAAGCGAUGGAGGGGAGGGCACAGGCAGUGAACCUAUCCAUAUUCACAAAUUAAGCAUGGGAGCCAGGGGCUCCAGAGCUCCAUGUUCCUGCUCCCUUGGUCUUUCGCUGGUUUUCACUAUGGUCCUCUCCACGUUCAGAUCCACCUUCAUCUGAGUGUUGAGACAAACCUGCCUGUCUCCAAACUCAUCCCAGUGUUUUUUUUUUUUUUACCUUAGACACGUGAGCAGUGAUAUGUUCAUCCCUCUGUGGCUCUAUGUAUAUUGCAUCCAUAUUGAAAUUCAAAUUCAUACUGAAAACAGAACAAAAACCUGUGGCAAGUGUGACAUAACAGGGUAAUGCAUAUUGUAAUUUGAAAUGUAUAUAACAAAAAAGAAUUAGUGUGCAUGUUUAUGAUGCGAUAUCUUGUCUUAUGUCAUACAUGCCAUCACACUACUGUAUGAAACGAUUUCAAAAUGUUUA